AUGAACAGCGACACAAUUAAUGACAGAUUAAGCUCGCUUCCUGAUUCUGUUCUAAUCACCAUACUAUCUCUUCUUCCAACCAAUUCCGCCGCUGCCACCUCCGUCUUAUCCCACAGUUGGCGCCGCCUCUGGACACACAUCACCCACUUUUCCUUUGAACCAUGGAAAGAUUGGAGAUACGACUAUAAUUUCCGGGAUUCUAUGAACACCGUCAAUCACAUCCUCUUCCAACUCACCUCCUCCAAACUCCACACUUUUCACCUUAAUAUUCCUAACCCUCACAGUUACACCCUUUUCCCCGAUCUAGAAACCGACACGGUGUUAAGGGACGGACUUGCGUGCCUUGUUCCCUUGAUUAAUCUAGUCUGCCAACGAAACCCCGAGGUUAUCACGGUAUUUUUUCAAAACUCGUAUCCAAUUCAAUUACAUCAUCUGCCACCUGUUCAAGUUGUUCAAACUAAAUCACUUGUAACCCUAGAAUUAUAUGCAAAUAUUGAGCUUAAGUUUCCUGAUAAUCUUGCUGUUAAUCUUCCUAAUUUAAAGAGGCUUCAUAUGUAUUUGUAUGACUCGCAACGUCAUAAUUUGUAUAUAGAUAUGGAUAAAUCCUCGAGUUUGAUUCUUAAUAGCAAGUUUGUGAUUGAUGCCCCUAAACUCGAACAAUUCACGGUUGUAGGUAUUCUAGCGAUUAAUGACUUUGUUACAAUUCCUAGUAAUUUAGAACAAGUCACACUUGAUUUGCAGAAAAUGGAUGAUAAUGAAGUUUUUCUGAAUGAGAGACUAGUGCUAUUUCGAGGGAUUUCUUGUGUUCGGACUCUUACAAUAAUGGGUAACUGUGGUGUUACUCUCCUAGAUUUUCUUAAUAAGGUUGAUCUGCCAAUCUAUAUUAAUCUGGUUCAUUUAAUUUUCGACUGUGUUGAACAAUUUCACAUAAAUGGGAGACCUCAACUACCUUCUAGUUGGUUGGCUAAGCUCAAAGAAAUAGAGGUCUCAAUAAAGAUGUUCAACUUUUUGGGUUCGAGAUGA
This is a messenger RNA of Chenopodium quinoa (quinoa), 1023 nucleotides long. RefSeq names its product F-box/FBD/LRR-repeat protein At3g14710-like. NCBI's taxonomy places the organism in Eukaryota, Viridiplantae, Streptophyta, Magnoliopsida, Caryophyllales, Amaranthaceae. The transcript is spliced from 2 exons. Bases 1 to 1023 code for a protein of 340 amino acids. Gene Ontology annotation, molecular function: protein binding. The record is from RefSeq and is a predicted model, not a curated record.